Messenger RNA from Odontomachus brunneus, 2788 nucleotides. RefSeq names its product general transcription and DNA repair factor IIH helicase subunit XPD (gene Xpd). Gene Ontology annotation, molecular function: hydrolase activity, acting on acid anhydrides, in phosphorus-containing anhydrides; DNA helicase activity; damaged DNA binding. The coding region runs from base 325 to 2604 and encodes 759 amino acids. Gene Ontology annotation, cellular component: nucleus. The record is from RefSeq and is a predicted model, not a curated record. Gene Ontology annotation, biological process: nucleotide-excision repair; positive regulation of mitotic recombination; transcription by RNA polymerase II. The transcript is spliced from 13 exons. NCBI's taxonomy places the organism in Eukaryota, Metazoa, Arthropoda, Insecta, Hymenoptera, Formicidae.
AGUUAAGGUAAUCGGAGAUAGUGAAAAUGGCCAUGAAUGUAUUCUCUCUUAAGCCCGUUAUUUCUUAAAAUUAGUUCCAAAGUUUGCACUACGAGCCGCCACUUUAUUUAACGGAGGAAGUGAAGUAGUAACGGCUAGAAACAACGUCGAGCGCGUCGUAGAAAAUAUUCACAAACUACGAUGUUGGUGUAACCAAACAUAACCAAAAAGACAGACUGUUUCUGUUUUUAAAUUACAAAUUUUUUAUAAAUAAAUAUAACAUUUUAUAUUAAAUAUAUAAUUACUAUUAAUAAUUACUGUAUGUAGUAUAGUACGAAUCGUAAUAUGAAGAUAAGCGUUGACGGAUUAAUCGUAUAUUUUCCAUACGAUUAUAUUUAUCCAGAGCAAUAUGCUUACAUGCUUGAGCUCAAACGUGGUUUGGAUGCCAAGGGACAUUGCCUACUGGAAAUGCCUUCAGGUACUGGCAAAACAAUUACUCUUCUAUCACUCAUUGUGGCAUACAUGUUGGAAUAUCCCUUGAAUGUAACAAAGUUGAUUUACUGUUCUCGAACAGUACCAGAGAUAGAGAAAGUUAUAGAGGAGUUGAAGAAACUCAUAGACUAUUAUGAGAAAGAAACUAAGAGUAAGCCAAAAAUAGUUGGUUUAGUUCUUAGUUCACGUAAAAAUAUGUGUAUACAUCCUGAGGUCAGUAGAGAACGAGAAGGUAAAAUUGUGGAUGGUCGUUGUCACUCUCUUACUGCGUCAUAUGUACGAGAAAGACAUAAUCAUGAUGAAUCUACUCCCAUUUGCAAUUAUUAUGAAGGAUUUGACAUAGAGGGUAGAGAACAAAUUGUACCUGCUGGUAUUUAUUCUCUGGAUGAUUUGAAGGAUUAUGGAAAGGAUCGCGGAUGGUGUCCGUAUUUUCUUGCAAGAUUUACAAUCUUGCAUGCACAAAUUGUAGUAUACAGUUAUCAUUAUUUAUUGGACCCAAAAAUUGCGGAAACUGUCUCCAAAGAAUUGAGCAAGAGUUCAGUAGUUGUUUUCGACGAGGCUCACAAUAUUGAUAACGUCUGCAUCGACUCCAUGAGUGUGAAGAUAAAUAGGAAGCUGAUGGAGAGAAGUUCGAAUAACAUACAGCUUUUGGAGAAAACUGUAGCUGAAAUGAGAGACUGUGAUGUGAAUAAACUGAAGGAGGAGUACGACAGAUUAGUCGCGGGUUUGAGGGAUGCUCAGCUGGCCAGAGAAACCGACGUUAUUCUGGCCAAUCCUGUCUUGCCAAACGAAAUACUCGAAGAGGUCGUGCCAGGUAACAUACGAAAUGCCGAACAUUUUGUCAGCUUCUUGAAACGAUUCGUCGAGUACUUGAAGACUCGUCUACGCGUCCAACACGUCGUGCAAGAAUCGCCCGCGGCGUUCUUGAGGGACAUCCAAGCGAAGGUCUCCAUCGAGCGAAAACCGUUGCGAUUCUGCGCCCAGCGAUUGGCGUCUCUUUUACGCACUAUGGAGAUAACGGAUAUGACGGACUUCUCGCCGAUCAUUCUGGUGACGCAUCUCGCGACGCUGGUCUCUACAUAUACACAGGGAUUCACGAUCAUCGUGGAGCCAUUUGAUGACAAAACCCCGACUGUCUUGAAUCCUAUUUUGCAUUUCAGUUGUUUGGACUCUUCCAUCGCUAUCAAACCUAUAUUCGAUAGAUUUCAGUCUGUGAUAAUUACCUCCGGGACGCUGUCCCCAUUAGACAUGUAUCCCAAGAUUCUCAACUUCCAUCCAGUCAUAAUGUCGUCGUUCACUAUGACGUUAGCCAGACCGUGUCUUUUGCCUAUGAUCGUAGCGAAAGGUAACGAUCAAGUGGCUAUUUCGUCGAAAUAUGAAACGCGAGAAGAUGUGGCAGUGAUCAGAAAUUACGGCCAGCUACUGGUUGAAUUCUCCGCGACGGUGCCGGAUGGUUUAGUUUGCUUUUUCACAUCGUACUUGUACAUGGAAUCUGUAGUGGCCGCUUGGUACGAUCAAGGAGUAGUGGACCAACUUCAGAGGCACAAGUUGUUGUUCAUCGAGACCCAAGAUUCAGCGGAGACCAGUUUAGCUCUGAUCAAUUACAUAAAGGCUUGCGAAAAUGGAAGAGGAGCGGUGUUGCUUUCAGUUGCUCGUGGAAAGGUAUCCGAAGGUGUAGACUUCGAUCAUCACUUGGGUAGAGCUGUGCUGAUGUUCGGCAUACCUUACGUGUAUACGCAAUCGCGAAUCUUGAAAGCACGUUUAGAAUAUCUCAGAGACCAGUUUCAAAUACGGGAAAACGAUUUCUUGACUUUCGACGCCAUGAGACACGCAGCGCAAUGUGUGGGACGUGCGAUCAGAGGCAAAACAGAUUAUGGUAUUAUGGUGUUCGCAGAUAAGAGAUUCUCGAGGGCAGAUAAACGAAGCAAAUUACCGAAAUGGAUACAGGAGCAUUUGAGCGACAGCCUAUGUAACUUAUCUACUGAGGAAGCUAUACAGAUCAGCAAAAGGUGGUUACGACAAAUGGCGCAGCCGUUCACGCGCGAAAAUCAACUUGGAUUGUCACUAUUAACAAGGGAACAACUUGAAAAAGAAGAGACCGCCAGAAUCGAAGAGAAGGCGCAGCAAAAUUGAUAAACUAAUAAUAUUGACAAUAGGCCGAGAAAUCUGUCUUAGGCUAAUUAAUUAUAUCUGUGAUCUGUGCCAUUUACAGAAAAUAUAUCACACGAUGUUCAUGCUAACAUCUAUUUAUAAAUUUGUACUUCUGAUCGCAAGUGUACUUUACGGAAUGUAAAAUAUAUAACGGAUAUACUUUUUU